AUGGCAGCGGGCAUGGCGGAGGGCGACGCGCUCAUGGAGGAGCUGGUGGACCACGGCCUGGGGAUGGAGGAGACGGACCACGGCCUGCUGAGGAGGCCCUCGCUGAAGGAGAGCUACCACAGCGACUCCCUGCUGGCGCCCGACACCGACUUCAUGACAGAUGACCGCAGCUCGGCGGCCAGCGGCCUGGACGUGGCCGACAGGCUGACCUACCUCGAGCAGAGGAUGCAGAUGCAGGAGGACGAAAUCCAGCUGCUGAAGCUGGCUCUGGCCGACGUGCUGAAGAGGCUCAACAUCUCGGAGGAGCACCAGGCAGCUGCUGCGGCCAGCGCCGCCGGUGGCAGGAGGGCCGGAACACCUGGGGCUAAACCCAGACCAGUGUCUCUGGCUCUGCCCUCCAGACCGCCCGUGGUGACCUCCAGCGCCGCCUCCCUGAAGAAGAGCUCCACGGUGCCCUCCAGCUCCACGUCCAGAAACUACAGCCCCACGCCUCCUAAAAGCGGUGUGAAGAGCCCGCCGGGCAGUGUGAAGGACAGUCCAUGCAAGGCCCCUAAAUCACGCCUCACGUCUGCGAGCCCGGCCAGUAAAAAACCCCAGGAAGGCAGCAAAUCCAAGGAGGCUGCAGUGAGCGUAGGUACACGACGUGUGACACACUGCAAAGUGACUAUGCAGAUCUAUCUGAGCCCCCUCGCAAGAAAGACUGGAUCUUCUGAUGCCGCCAAGUCCACGUCCACGGUGCCUGCGAACAACGCCGCCGCCGCCGCACCUCACCAUCCUCAGGGGAAGGCGUCCAGCAAGCCGGAGACGAGGAAGAAAACCACCCCGUCCUUCACUUUGAACCUACAGAAAACCACCACCAGCAGCCAGACCGCCGUGCAGGACACUUCCACCUACAAGAGCCCCACCAAGUCCCCCAGCCAGUACUUCCAGAUCUGUUACUGA
Molecule: messenger RNA, 942 nt
Organism: Salarias fasciatus (jewelled blenny)
Lineage: Eukaryota; Metazoa; Chordata; Actinopteri; Blenniiformes; Blenniidae
Product: echinoderm microtubule-associated protein-like 1
Exons: 7
Coding region: 1-942 (313 amino acids)
Source: RefSeq, a predicted model, not a curated record